Condylostylus longicornis is the source of this 1841-nucleotide messenger RNA. RefSeq names its product arrestin domain-containing protein 17 (gene Vdup1). NCBI's taxonomy places the organism in Eukaryota, Metazoa, Arthropoda, Insecta, Diptera, Dolichopodidae. The transcript is spliced from 3 exons. The record is from RefSeq and is a predicted model, not a curated record. Gene Ontology annotation, cellular component: cytoplasm. Gene Ontology annotation, biological process: protein transport. Bases 297 to 1316 code for a protein of 339 amino acids.
AAAAUUAAAUAAAAUUAUUUUUAAUUUUUAGAAGAAUUAAUUAAUUUCAAAUCGUUUUGUAUUAUUUUUAUUAUUAUGUAUGUAUGUAGUAGAAUUAAAUGUAAUUUUUUAAAAAUUAAAUUACAAUUGUAAUAAUGUUAAACAAUCAAAUUGAAUGCAACAGUACAAGUUAAUAAAAGGAAAAACAAAUAAAAAUAAACAAUAAAAUAAAAAAUAAAAAAUAGAGAGAAAAAAAGAAAAUAAAAAAUUGUGAAGAAAAUUUAAAAUUCUAUACACAUUACUUAAAACAGUGAAAAAUGCCUCGUAAACUCUUGAAGUUUUUAAUAAUUUUUGAUAAUACAUCAUUACUUUAUUUUCCUGGUCAAUUUUUAUCGGGUCGUGUUUUACUUGAAUUGCAAGAUGAUACUCCAGCUUUAGGUUUACAUUUUCAUGUUGUUGGUGAAGGUGUUGUUCGAGUUGGUUCAUCAAGACAAGAAAGAACAUAUGAUAAAGAAAAUUAUAUUGAUUUUCGUAUGAAAUUAUUUGGUGAUAUUGAUCAAGGUCCAGCUGUUCUAUCACCAGGAAUUCAUAGUUUUCCAUUUAAAUUAGGUUUACCAGUUGGAUUACCAUCAACAUUUUUAGGUCGUUAUGGUUGGAUACAAUAUUAUUGUAAAGCAGCUUUACGCGAACCAAAUGGUCUUAUUCAUAAAAAUCAUCAAGUUUUCAUUGUUAUGAAUCCAAUUGAUUUGAAUUUAGAAAAGCCGAUAUUAUCACAUCCUUUUAGUUGUGAAGUUGAACAUAAAUUGGGAGUUGCUUGUGUUGGUGGUGGUAGUGUUAAAUGUCGAGUAUCACUUGAUAAGGGUGGUUAUGUGCCAGGAGAAAGUAUAUCAAUUACAGCAUAUGUUAAAAACAACAGUAAUGUUGUUAUAAAACGAACAAAAGCAGCAUUAACUGAAACAAUUGAAUAUUUGGCUAGAGGAAAAUGUAUUCAAGUAGAAAAACGGGCAUUAGCUGAAAUUGCAAGAGGAAAAAUACGUUCUGGAGAGAAAGAUGAAUGGCGUAAUGAAAGUUUAUAUGUACCACCAUUACCGCCAACAAAUUUACGUGGUUGCCAUUUAAUUAAAAUACAAUAUGAUGUGUUCUUUAUUGUAGAACCAAAAUCAUUAGAAAAAGAAAUUAAAUUGCAAUUGCCAAUUGUUUUAGCUACAUAUCCAUUUCGAACUGAUAAUCAUGAUGUUUCAAAUACAUGGCCUGACUCUGUAUUAAAACCGGAUACUCAUUAUCCAUCAACAUUACCCAUAUUUCGUCCAUGGUUACAUGAAAAACCAGAUCCAUAAUUCUAUUAUUUUUUUUUUUUUUGCAUAUUUUGUUGGUUUUAUAAUACAUAUGAUGUACUUUUAUAUUAAGCUAAUCAUUCUGAAAAGCUACCUUAAUUAAUAAUCGAAACUACGUUAAUUUGUAAAUGAAAAUUUUAUUAAAUGAGGACAAUUCAAAUACAAGUUGUACAACAUUAUUCAAUUUUCAAAUUGAAUUUUAUAUGUAAAUGUAAAAUUAUAUCCAUUUUAAUAAUAAUACUAAAAAAGUAACGUGGUUUUUUCACAGAUUUAGGUAGUUUUUCGGAAAUAACGUCAUUAUUUAAUUUAAUAUACAAUUAAAUAAUGUAUAUACUAAAUUAAAUAAUAUAAAAAUAUAUAUUAAUUUUUUUUUGUGAAUUAACUUUGCUAAUUGUUAUAUUAAGAAAAUGAAACAAAAAAAAAAAAAGUUUUUAGUCAAAAAAUAACGCUUGAGUGAUAAAAUUUAUGAAUAAAAAAAAGUUUAUGAAACAAAACUACAAUUAUAUGAAGAUUAAAUAUACAUACAUA